This is a messenger RNA of Acanthosepion pharaonis, 1062 nucleotides long. NCBI's taxonomy places the organism in Eukaryota, Metazoa, Mollusca, Cephalopoda, Sepiida, Sepiidae. The record is from the annotation of a GenBank genome assembly.
AUGUAUUUAUCUCUAUCUAUCUAUCUUUCUAUCUAUCUAUCUAUCUAUCUAUCUAUCUAUCUAUCUAUCUAUCUAUCUAUCUAUCUAUCUAUCUAUCUAUUUUUCUAUCUAUUAUCUAUCUAUAUAUAUCUAUCUAUUUCAGUUAUUGUUAUAUCUAUCUAUCUAUCUAUCUAUAUAUAUAUCUAUCUAUUAUCAUUAUCUAAAACAUCUAUAGUGAAUAUUUCUGUCAUUAUCUAUCUAUCUAUCUAUCUCCACAUCUAUUUAGUCUAUCUAUCAUCUAUCUAUCUAUCUAUCUAUCUAUCUAUCUAUAUCUAUAAUCUAUCUAUCUAUCUAUCAAAUCCAUUAUCAUCUAUCUAUCUAUCUAUUCAUCUAUCUAUCUAUCAUCUAUCUCAUUAUCUAUCUAUCUAUCUAUAUUUAAAAAUUUAUUUUAAUCUAUCUAUUAUCUAUCUAUCUAAAAAUCUAAUAUUUAUUAUUCAUCUAUCUAUCUAUCUAUCUAUAUCAUAUCUAUCUAUCUAUCUAUCUAUCUAUCUAAAACAUUCUAUUUCAGUCUGUUAUCAUCUAUCUAUCUAUCUAUCUAUCUAUCUAUCUAUCUAUCUAUAUCUAUCUAUCUAUCUAUCUAUCUAUCUAUUUCAGUCUGUUAUCAUCUAUCUAUCUAUCUAUCUAUCUAUCUAUUUAUCAUUUAUCUAUUUUAUCUAUCUCAUAUCUUUCUAUCUGUUAUAUCUAUCUAUAUCUAUCUAUCUAAUAUCUAUUUCAUCUGUUAUAUCUAUCUAUCUAUCUAUCUAUCUCAUCUGUUAUCAUAUAACUAUCUAUCUAUCUAUCUAUUUCUAUAAAAUAUCUAUCUAUCUAUCUAUCUAUAGAUUCUAUCUAUUUCAGUCUACAAUAUUUAUCUAUCUAUCUAUCUAUCUAUGUCAUCUAAUUUCAUCAUCUAUCUAUCUAUUCAUCGAUAUUUAUAGUUAUAUCUAUUCAUUUAUAUCUAAAAUUAUCUAUCUAUUAAUAUUUAUCUUCAUUAUCUAUAUAUCUAUCUAUCUAUCUAUUAUAAUAUCUAUCUAUCUAUCUAUCUAA